CCUUUAUUUCUUUGAGAACGGAGUAUAAAUUGGCAUAAAGUCUUUCCAUGUUUUUGAGGUGGCGUGUGCGCUGACUAGCCCAACAUGGCGCUGCAAGACAUAACCAGACUGAAUUAGUUUAUUGAGACCUAUGACCGUUGUUGUCACUUGUGUUCUUUGAAACCUUCACGGGUCACGAAGACGAUUUAAGUAUUUUUGCUAAUGGAUAGGCGUAUAUUUACCGGGGGCUGAAACGUAGGCUAUCACCGCGAUUCCGUGGAAGUGUUCGUUCAUUUUGUAGCCUAGCUACUUGUCUUUCCCGGAUUGUUACCAACUGGAUAUGUAUCACGACGUAUGAUGUUUUUGUAGUCUACUCAUCCGAAUGUAUUACGGGCAAUAUAGUUAACACCGUUUUAUGUAAAGCAGGCUCAAGCUAAGUGAUAUUUUCUCCGAACUACAAACUCUCGUUGUGGGUCGUUUUGACGGACUCUAUUCUAGGCUACAUAACACGGCGGAAAAGUUCCAACGGGUCAUUUUACGUGUCGGCUGAACUUAAGGACAGUUGGAUUUAGAGAAUUACUGUGGACAUUCUAUCAGGUCAGCGCCAGUGUGGGAUGUUGAGAGGCAGACUAUCCAUGUGGAACUAGCCGUCCAGGAACCACCACAUCACACAAAGCAUGGUGGAUGCGAGUGCUGCCUGCAGAAUGAACCCGCUAGCUGCCCUGGGCAUCGACCGCAGCAGCCUAAUGAGGGACAACCUCCGUGUCCAUGGAGGGAUGGUCUACCCAGGCAUCCGCACCCUGUCCUCAUCCGAAAAAGCCCGGGAGGGCAUGUCUUCCUUGCCCCUGGGCUACGACCUUCUCUAUAAACCGGACGGUUUAACGUUGGAUGGCCGGAAGCCCGGUAACGGUUAUGUUGGGCUGCAGAGGCCUGGCGGAGGAGGGGAUGGCCUAGGGAUGGACCGCCGCACCGGGCCUGGAGAUAAGCCCUCAGAGCUGGGCAGUAACGGAAGCAAUGGCUUCCUGCGGUUGCCCUGGGCGGUAAACCCGUAUGCUGACCCUGGGCUAUACCCCUUCCUGGACUCCUCCAAAUACGCCGCCCUCAACAUGUACAAGGCCUCGUUCUUGUCCCAGCCUUCGCCCUACUUGCCCCAGCAUCUAGCCUACCAGUCCCUGUGUGGCGGGGCUGGGGGUAGUACCACGGGGGCCGAGCGCCUCUUCUACAUGCCCCCGUACCCACCGGCCCCGAUCUCCUCCCCACUGGCCCCUCCUAUGAGGAUCCCCUCUGCCACGGUGGCACCCACCGCCCUCUCCCCUAUGCAGGGACUGGGGCCCCGGAUCCACCACGAGGCCUCCGCCUACGGGUCGCAGCUUCACCAGCAGCACCAGGCCCACCAGCAGUCCCAACCCCAACCGCAUCACCAGUCACACAUCAGUGACCGGCAGUCCCAAUCGCAACCCCAGUCCCAACCGCACCUCCAGUCCCACGACAGGCAACCCCAGUCCCAACCACACCUCCAGUCCCACGACAGGCUACCCCAGGCCCAACCACACAUCCAGUCCCACGACAGGCAACCCCAGUCCCAAACACAUCUCCAGUCCCACGACAGGCAACCCCAGUCCCAUCACCAGUCCCACAGUGAUAGGCAACACAGCAACAGUAAGCCCAGCCGGACUUCCACGAGUAAGAGUUUGGGCAGUAGCAGUGUUGCCAGUAGUGGUAGUAGUAGUACUAGUAGUGGGACGGGCGUUAGCAGCAGUCUUACAGUUCACUCCACCCCAGCACUUAUGAUGCAGUCCCCCCGCACGGCUCCUCGGCCUCCCCAGGCCGUGGUCCCCCCACCCCCUCCUCUGAUAGACAACAGCACUUUGGACUUCCAGAAGUCACUGUUCAGAAGCCCCCCUUGCUCCUCCAGCACGUCUUCGUCCUCCCCGUCGGUGUCCCACCCUUUCUACAUGAGUAGCAUGGCAUCUGAGCACAGAUCGCCGGUUCGCUCCGGCGGCCACGGCCACAAAGCCAAACCCAAAGAGCAGGGUGGCGGCUCGGAACACCGGAAUGUGGAGAGGAAUGGGGAACGGAAGCAGAGUAAGUCCCCGUCAAAGACUUUGUCCUCUGAAAGACCAAUAGCACUACAAGCUCCAGCCAAAGAUCCUGCGGACAAACCCUUGGAUCUGUCAGCCAAAAUCCUGGAGCUGGAAGGCUCCCCCAACGGGUUCCCCCAAAAACUAGAGGCCUUGGCUAAGCUGGGCUACUCACCCACCGCACGGUACGGCUUACCACCCAGCCGGGAGCUCCUCAAAGAAACCCUUUCACCGUCGGGGGCUCCUUCCAAAACCCCAGAGAGGCCUGAAAUCAUUAGCACUUUACACUCUUCCUGGGUUGUGCCCAGUCCAGCCCCGGCCCAUGACAGCUCUGAUUCGAAUCACAACAAGGGCCCCUCAAUCAUCAAAAACAAGAACCUGGACAACGUUAUGUCGCCCCAGCAGCGAAGCUCUUCCUGUCCCCGGAUAGGUGAGGUCAGUGGGGUUGUCGUCCCAAGCCCUGCCCCUGCCGUGGCGGCUCCUUCUGGGGGCCGACCUUCCUCUGCCUCCCCAUCCCCCUUGAUCAACGGAGAGUGGCCAAGAUCCUCGCCCAACCACUCUGAGAAAGCCCCUUCUUCCAACAGGAGCAGCCAUGCGCCUUCUGGGAAGCCAGGGAAAACCGUUAAGAAACCAGAAGUGCAAGAAAUGCCCUUCAAACCCCAGCAGGCUCCCCACUUAGAGAACGGCCACCUCUACCUGCCCCAGAACGACGGUUAUCUGCCCCCUAGCCUAGCGUAUGCUAACAGAUUCCUACCAUACUCGGUACAGGAAAGCAUGUCCCUGCCCCACAUGCCCAUGCCUGGCAAAGGUCCGGUGUAUCCUCACCCAGUCUUGCUGGGCAGCAGUAGCCUGUACCCACCCCGCCUGCCCCCCAAACACAGCCUUCCAUAUGGCCUCCCUCCCAGCCACGGGGACUACCUGACCUACCACGACUCCCAGGAAAUGGUCCACCCCCUCAUGUCCUCCCCUCACCCGGGCCUGGACCCAAAAGCCAGCGAGCGGCUGCAGGAGCUCCGGUCCCGGCCCCACCAGGAGAAGUCCUGGCAACACCAUGAGGACUCCGGCUCAGCUUACAAGGGCCAGGUCCCAGACACCGAACACACUCGCAGGGGGGACCGAGACACAGACAGGUCCGCCGGCUCAAAGACGCUCAACCAGAAGCCCCCGGCAGUAGCCAGAGACGAAAUCGUCUGCAUCGACUUAAUUCAAGACGAUGGCGACAGCGACUCCCCCCUGACCCGAGCGGCUUCUCCCUGCACUAAGAGGGGAGAACACUCCAAACCAUUGGUUAGCGGGAGUAACGAUGGGAGAGAGGCGGAGCUCCAGCACAUGCUCCGUACGGGCCAAGCUGUUGAACUCCGCCCGGGCGAGGCCCACAGGCAGGCAGAGCUGCAGCAGCGUGGUCAGCUGGCAGUGGGCUUCCACCAGUCCUCCCUUUGCCCUGAGCCCCGCUCCCCUUGCCCUUCCCUCAGCAAUGAGGAGGACAGCCCCAGCCCUGCCGAGAGCAGCCCCCUCCCCGACCUGCCGGAGGAGCAGACCCUACGCUGCGCACGCACCUCUGGAGACCGCACCUCUUGGGAGAGUACUUGCAGACAUCGUCCUUCAGAAGAACGUGGUAGCAGGGACCGUCCUUCAGAAGAACGUGGUAGCAGGGACCGUCCUUCAGAAGAACGUGGUAGCAGGGACCGUGCUUUUGAGGACCGCAGCUCUUUGGACCGCACUUCCUGGGAACGUUCUUCCUCACGCGAGGACACUACUUUUAAGGACCGCAGCUCUUGGGACCAUAUAUGCGCGGAACGUACGUUUAGAGACCUGUCUUGUGAGGACCGCAACUCAUCUGACCACCCUCCUAGGGAACGCACAUCCAAUGAGUCAGAGUUCCGGACCGAUAGGACCAUGGAACUCUACUCUGACCCGGACAAGGACAUUCAUACGGACACAGAGUCCCACGAGGGUGAGGAGUACGACGACCACGGCUGCCCCAAAGCCAGGAGGUCCAGCCUGGCUAAGCGCAUCGCUAAUUCCUCUGGCUACGUGGGCGACCGCUUCAAGUGUGUCACCACCGAGCUAAAUGCUGACUCCAGCAAGCUGAGCAGAGAGCAGAGGGCACUGCAGAUGGAAGGCUUAACACAAGAGGACAGUAAAUUAACUCAACCUGCUGCUUACCGUGAGCGUGCUAUGCUGCGCUUCUCUGAGCUGGAGUUGAAGGAGAAGGAAGGAGGAGGGGUGGCGGUGGAUCAGGACUUGGCAGACGGCCAGCGCAGCGAGGCGGAGGGGGAUGGAGCCAGAGGAGCAGAGGACUGGGCGCGCUGCCAGGGCCCCAGCAGAACGGGGCCAGAGGCCGUGGCCCCUGCGGACGAGGCGGAGAGGGACGGUGUGCCUUUGGCGUGCUCCAACAACAGAGUGCCUGUUCUCCAGCGAUGCCCGCACACCGAGGCCCUCCCGCCGAGGGAGCCGGCUCGACCCGCGCCGGACGAGAGGAGGAGGGGCGCGGCCGUGGCGGAAGAGGAGGAGAGGGCGUGUAUGCCCCCCAGAGGACGGCCCCCCAGCCUGCCAGCGGGCCCAGUGGAAGGGCUGUACCCCAAGGACGCCGGUCGCAGCACCCUGCCCGCCGCGCCGGCCUCUGUGCCCACCGCCGCCCCGGCCCGGAAACGCACAUACGCCCUGGAACCGUGCCAGCCCCACCUGGGCGGCGGCCAGCCGAAGGAGGGGGCGGAGAACGAGGCGAGGGAAGAGAGGGAGACGGAGAGAAUGGCCAUUCCAGUCAAAAGAGCCCGGCUAACAACCGAACCCACGGAGCCAGUCCCAGAGGAGGUAAAGAAUCUGAAAGUGUGCAUCGAGCUGACUGGCCUCCGACUCAGCAAGCCCCGCCUCUCCCAGGAGCUCAGCCAAUGGCACGCCGCCACCCAGAGGUCAACGGAGAUGAACGGCAGCGUCGCCAUGACGCAGAUGGCCCUGCCUAACGGUUGCCCGGAAGUCUGCAGCGCGGACCGCAAGGCCCGGGUCACCUCGCAGGAAGAUAGGAGCCUGAAACGCAGGUCGGAGAUCAACGGCCAUGCCUGGUGUCUCGAGACAUUUAGUCACGGCGACAACGACAGAGUAGUGCUGCCGUCUGUUCCUCUGACCCCAGCGCAGCGGGACCGUCUCUCCCGGACCCCGUGCACUGCCCCUGUCAGGAGACCGCCCCUCCGGACCACCACCCCUUCCCUCACCCCCUUCCACUCCCUGGCCCCGGGCCCCCUGUCACCCACCCCUCCCCGCCUGUCAGACAAGAGGCAGAAGCUGAAGGAACACCGCAGGGCCAGCGCUCCGGGAGGACCUCCGUCCCCGGAACCCGGCCCCCACCCUGAGCGCGACCCCAACUCAGCGGGGGACCUGGCGGCCCCCAGGCUGCGUCGGCAUGGCGACCAGGACAAACCCAAGGGCAAGCGGCAGUGCAAGACAAAACACACCAGCCAGCAGGAUGGGCCGGGGCUCAGGGACGACGAGCUGAGCCACGACCGGGAGAGUCAGGUCACGGAGAAGCACGGCGGCGACAAGCGGAAGAGGUCCUCGUCCCUGUCGGAUUACUCCCCCUCCUCCCCCCUCGCCGCCUCCCCCCCGCCGGCCCCCGCGCCGUCCCCCGCCAGCCGCCCCAUGCCCCCCGAGGCCCGGCGGCUCAUCGUCAACAAGAACGCGGGCGAGACUCUGCUCCAGAGGGCGGCCCGGCUGGGAUACGAGGAAGUGGUGCUGUACUGCCUGGAGAACAAGGUGUGCGACGUCAACCACCGCGACAAUGCCGGCUACUGCGCCCUGCACGAGGCGUGCGCACGUGGCUGGUUGGCCAUCGCUCAGCACCUGGUGGAGCACGGCGCUGACAUCAACUGUAGCGCCCAGGACGGCACCAGACCCCUUCACGACGCCGUGGAGAAUGACCACCUGGAGGUGGUGCGCCUGCUACUGUCCUACGGUGCCGACCCCACCCUGGCCACCUACUCUGGCCGCAGCCUGCUCCGCAUGACACACUCCCACGCCAUGGACGGCUUCCUCUCCGAGUACUUUGCUGACCUGAAGGGGCGUGCAGAUGAUGACGAAGGAAUCUACUGGGAGUUUUACGGCAGUGCCGUUUGUGAGUCGGGUGAGGACCCAGCAGCCUACGACAUCCUGGCCAACCCACCCGGUCCAGGACAGGAGGAAGACGAGGAGCACAGGGAGGUGUUUGAGUUCGAGUUCUCCGACCGACCCCUCCUCCCUUGCUACAACAUCCAGGUGUCCCUGUCACAGGGUCCCAGAAACUGGCUGCUCCUGUCAGAUGUCCUGAAGAGACUCCGGAUGUCCUCCAGGGCGUUCAGGGCAGCCUUUGCCCACCUGGAGGUGGCCACCAUUGCAGAGGCGGAGUUCUACAAGCAGGCUUCCCUGUCGCAACUCUUCUCGUGCCCCGACGAGCUGGCCGCCUUCCUGCCCGACAGCAAGGAGCUGCUGGACCUGGUCGAGACGAGCUCGGAGCUAGCCGCGCUGCUCGGCUCGUCUCUCGAGUGCCUGGAUAGCCGAUGGGAGCCCAAAGUGGCCCGGGCCAAGGCUAAGGCCCGCUUAUGACCCUGAGACACACAGAGGCCGAGUCUCAACCACAUCCCUCUUCUCUACUCGUUCUCUGCUUUCCACAAAGCUAAGAAGCAUUGGAAUUGUGUUGGUGUUGGGAUGAUGCGUUUCCAAUACCAGUCGUUUCCUUUCAAAUCUGUGAGUUGGAGGCGAACACACAUCCACUUUUUCAGGAGGAGGUGAAGAUAAUUGGGACUAAGCCACAUGCACGCUUGCUGGAAGUGUAUAUAGCGUAUCAUCCCUGCAACGACUGGACAUUGACAUUUUGGACAGUAUCCCUUAAAUGGAAUGGACUGAGCGCCACACAAAGGACUUCAUUUUUGUACAAAUAUAUAUAUCUAUGUAUACACAUCCCGCGGAGUUUUAUUUGUUCUAUAUAUAAAUAUAUGUAUAAAUAUAUGUAUAUCCUCCAUAUGGUCUAACUGCUGCUCCAGUUGUCAUGUUUUUAUAUUUUGAUUGACAGGUUGUGGUUUCAGCCACUGCUUGGCUUGACAUUCUGGAACUAGGUUAGACUAGGCUUGUGUACAGGUCAGGAUCUGUUAGAGUUGAAUGUUGACCUCUGAGGUUAAAGGUUAUGGUUUGGCAAUGCAUGUGGCUUGAGGUUAACUGACCUGUCUGUCUGACUUUGUGGGUAGACACAGAAAAGAACCCUGACAGAAGAAUUAGCACUAAUGGUUUAUCCCAAAGAUUUGGGGAUUUUUAUGUUUGACAUUGUGUCCAAAAACCUAGCUUUAUUUGUCUUUUAUUUACGGCAAUGAUGGAUUAAGAUAUUGAUUCCUUUUGUAAUAUAUUAAUUGUAAGAUACUACAUAACGCAUUGAUCGAAGAGCAAGAAUCAUGCUUGAGCUUGUAAAUAAGGACUUGACCAUUUCAGUAACUGUAUCUUCCAACUGUGUUUUUUUUUUGGUCCAUUUCUGAGAUGUAUGUGUUUAAACUUUGUAAUUAAAUAUACUAUCAUUUGUAUUUAUAUUUUACAAAAAAUGUCCUUUAAAUAAAUGGCAAUAACAU
Molecule: messenger RNA, 7645 nt
Organism: Esox lucius (northern pike)
Lineage: Eukaryota; Metazoa; Chordata; Actinopteri; Esociformes; Esocidae
Gene: bcor
Product: BCL6 corepressor
Exons: 14
Coding region: 657-6635 (1992 amino acids)
Biological process (GO): negative regulation of transcription by RNA polymerase II
Cellular component (GO): nucleus
Molecular function (GO): transcription corepressor activity; protein binding
Source: RefSeq, a predicted model, not a curated record